AUGGCGCGGGAGGACGGGGGCGUUGCCCGUCCGAUGCGCUGGCCUGGCGAGCGCAAGGCAGCGCGCGAUUGGGCUCGCCUCUCCGCGGACAGGGCCGUAGUCAAGCUCUCUGGCGAGCUGGCCCGCACCAAGGCCGAGCUGGAAGCAGCUGUGGGGGCGCUGGACGGGCUGCUGGACGGCGCAAAGGUGGCGGUGCGCAUUCGCGCCGUUCUCCCGGCGCCGACGGCGAUGCUCGAGGGGCGCUCUCCCCGGUGGCUGGCGAGGCUGCGCAGGAACGUGGCGCUUCACUCUGAUGCGCCAGGUGUCGCCAUCGACACGGCGGACGCGCCAACCCUUCGGCAGUCUCAGCACGGACCUAGGCUCGAGGCCAGGGGCAGCGUGCGGAGCCAGGGGGGUGUGGACGCGUGCUCGGGCGCCGUCGGCGGCGUCGGCGCUGUGCAGGACUUCGUAGUGCAGGCCAUGGUGAAGGCCCCCUGCAGUUUCGCGGAGCAGUUGCAGCAGCAG
Prorocentrum cordatum is the source of this 504-nucleotide messenger RNA. Lineage: Eukaryota; Dinophyceae; Prorocentrales; Prorocentraceae. The record is from the annotation of a GenBank genome assembly.